Trichomycterus rosablanca is the source of this 4386-nucleotide messenger RNA. RefSeq names its product molybdenum cofactor synthesis 1 (gene mocs1). The record is from RefSeq and is a predicted model, not a curated record. The transcript is spliced from 11 exons. NCBI's taxonomy places the organism in Eukaryota, Metazoa, Chordata, Actinopteri, Siluriformes, Trichomycteridae. The coding region runs from base 21 to 2240 and encodes 739 amino acids. Gene Ontology annotation, molecular function: GTP 3',8'-cyclase activity; metal ion binding; cyclic pyranopterin monophosphate synthase activity. Gene Ontology annotation, biological process: Mo-molybdopterin cofactor biosynthetic process.
UAAGGAUUAAUAACUCGAAUAUGGCAUUUUUCGUCGGCUGUUGUGGCCGAAUUUCCUUAAAUAAGUCUUUUAAUGGCUGGCGGAGAGUGAACGUGUGCAGCAGUGAGCGGGUAUGUAAACAUUAUUCGGGAGUGACCCGGAGUGAGCCGCAUGUUAACAUUACUGCUCUGUCAGUAAGUCACUUCUGUAGUGCAGCUUACACCAGCGUUUCUGCUGAUAAACCCCAACAUGAACAACAGGAAUUGGCUGUAGCAGGAAAUCACAAACGUGUUUUGAAGGACGUCUUACCUUUCUCCGAAUUUCUCACGGACACUUUUGGACGUAGACAUAAUUAUCUGCGAAUUUCCCUAACAGAAAAAUGCAACCUCCGCUGUCAGUAUUGUAUGCCAGAAGAAGGAGUGAAGCUAAGUCCGAGAGAGAAGCUCUUAACCACAGAGGAGGUUUUAACUCUGGCUCGAUUAUUUGUGCGUGAAGGUGUGGAGAAGAUCCGCCUUACUGGAGGAGAACCACUCAUCCGUCCUGAUGUCCUUCAUAUUAUCACGGAAAUGAGGAAGUUAGAAGGACUGAAGACGAUCGCUGUGACUACAAAUGGCAUGAACCUUGCCAGACUGCUUCCAGGUUUAAAGAAGGCUGGUGUGGACCUGCUCAAUGUCAGCCUGGACUCAUUAGUGCCAGCCAAGUUUGAGUUCAUCGUUAGACGCAAAGGGUUUCACAAAGUGAUGGAAGGUAUUGACAAGGCUAUUGAAACUGGUUACAAUCCAGUUAAGGUAAACUGUGUGGUGAUGAGAGGUCUGAAUGAAGAUGAGCUGCUGGACUUUGUGGCCCUGACUGAAAAAAAACCUCUGGAUGUGCGGUUUAUAGAGUACAUGCCCUUUGACGGCAAUAAGUGGAACUUUAAGAAGAUGGUGAGUUAUGCAGAGAUGCUGGACCAUAUUAAGCAGCAGUGGCCAAAUCUGGAGCCUCUCCCGGGGAAUGAGACGGACACUGCCAAGGCAUUCAGAGUGCCAGGGUUCCAGGGCCAGCUGGGUUUUAUCACCUCCAUGUCAGAUCAUUUCUGUGGUUCCUGCAACCGUCUGCGCAUCACAGCUGAUGGCAACCUGAAGGUGUGUUUGUUUGGAAACUCGGAGGUGUCUCUGCGAGACUGUCUGCGCUCUAGAGCAUCAGAAGAGGAGCUUCUGCAGAUAAUCGGAGCUGCAGUGGGGAGAAAGAAGAAACAGCAUGCCGGCAUGUUUAGCAUAUCCCAGAUGAAGAACAGGCCCAUGAUCCUCAUUGAUAAAGAAGCCAGCCACCUUGUCCCUGUGUUCAGGGGUGGGCAAAAGGGGCAUCCUUUUUUUACUUCACAUAUGGCACUGGCUGGCGGGACAGUGCCACACACUCAGCAUUACUACUACCAACACCAGAGUGAACAGCCUGGUGAGGACAACGGCACUUUUACUAUGAAGACACCAGCUUCUUCGGACUCAGGCACCUCAAAUAAAAAGGAGAUGCCGCUGAAUGUUUACCAGAUCCUUCAGGAACGAAAGUGGGCUUCUACUGACAUAUUUAGUGACGGAAGUUUUGCUUCCAGUUUUAAAAUGCAGAAAGACGACUUUGCAUGGCUAAGAUACGCACAUGAACCUGGGCACAACUCUGUGAGGGGUACCCAAUUUUCUAAAAAUCUUUUCAGCACUUUAGCAUUAAGUCCUUGCCAGAAAUACAUGCCACAGCAGAGUGUCAGGUUGUUCCAUAACAAUGCUUUCACCCCAAACCAAGAUGGUACCUCUGACCAUCUGACCCAUACUGACAAGCUUGGCAAAGCUUCCAUGGUGAAUGUCGGAGAUAAAGCAGUAACACGUCGUACUGCCACAGCAAGCGCCCGUGUCCUCCUUGGUCCCAAAGCUUUCAAUUUGGUCCGUGCCAACCAGCUGUCAAAGGGCGAUGCCUUGUCAGUGGCACAGCUAGCAGGCAUCAUGGGCGCCAAGCAGACCUUCAAUCUCAUUCCUCUAUGCCACCCUGUAUCGCUUGACCACGCCUCUGUCACUGUGGAACUGCAGGAAGAGGAGCAUGUAGCUGUUAUCUUGGCGAAGUGCCAGGCAACAGGGCGCACCGGAGUAGAGAUGGAGGCUCUGACGGCGGCUACAGUCGCUGCCCUGGUGCUCUACGACAUGUGUAAAGCAGUCAGUCGUGAUAUUGUAAUCACCGACAUCAAACUUUUGAGUAAGACAGGAGGACAGAGAGGUGAUUUUCAGCGCACCAGCUAAUGCUGCAUCCCAGCAAACAGAAGACGUGAAUGCUAAAAUGUAGCUAGGGCUCUCAGUUUUUUGUGACAUAAAAAAUUACUAGUAAAUAAUAGUUAUUGCAGUGUUUCCUUCUUCGAAGGCCAAAAUGCAUUGAUGUCAAUGGCUGCAGUCCAGUAUUUAUCUGGCGCAUAUGCCGUGUAGGGCACAGUUUCUGCUUAUUGUAUAUAAAGCUAAAGUGCAGGUUGAAUUUGGUAGAAUACAGGUGUCAGGAAAAAAACACUAUCAGCUAUUCGGGUUCACCUUUACGCUACUUAUAAACAAUCAUUCAAUCCUGUGAUACUGCGGUAACUUUCUGUGCCAGAACCAUGAAUCCAAAAUAUCACACAUGACCAUGAACACAGUGUUAGGAUUUACAGCUCAAGUUUACAUACACUUGUAGGGGAAAUGGAUGCCAUCACAGCCUUGGGAUUUAAAUUCUGCAAUUGGUGCCCCCCACUCCCACCCCCCAUGUAAAUAAAGAAUUAGAACAUACACUUCUUGGUUCAAAAACCUUUGUUCUAAAUAAUAAAUAUAAAAAAAGUAUUUAUUAUUCAUAAAUUUACAUAAAUUAGAAUCCAGUAUAAUUCAUUUAUUAGAGAUUGUGGUGUAGAAUCCACCCUCGUGGCAUGGGUUAAUGAGUUUGAUUAAUUACUAACCAGAGCUAGUUUGACUGCAUCUUUUCACUAAGUCACAAGCUUGGCAAAGGGAAAGUCUAGUAAGCACUGUGUAGAUGCUGAGAAUUAACACAACAUUUAGUUUUCUGAGAUCUAAGCAGGUUUACCACCCAGUAUAAUAUGUACAAACAACUGCCAUUAAGUACAAAAUACAUGGAACAGUGGUUUUCUUGCCAAGGCUGGUUCACUUUUUGCAGUUAAAGACAAAAAAAAACAGCUACUGGUUCUCAGUUGGCACAGUGAUAAAACACGCUAGCACACCAGAGCUGGGAUUUCAAAUACAUCGUAUUGAAUCUCAGUUCUGCCAUCCGGCUGGGCAGCUACGUGAACAACGUUUGGCUGUUGUACAUCCAAGUAGGGAGCCAGAUGGGGACCUCAUAACUGAUGAAUUUACGACCUCUGCUGGUUGAUUGAUGCCGCCUGCACAGAGGCAAGGAAUAAUGGAAUCAGUGUGUGACUCUCCAUGUGCCAAGCUGAUCCACAUAUGAACUCGCUGCAUGCAGGUGAAAAGAUGUAGUCAGCUACUGCACGCGUGUCGGAGGGAGCAUGUGUUAGUCAUGGUUCUUUUCAGUCAGGAAUGGAGGUCAGCAUCAGUAGAGAGAAAGUGUAAUGCAAUUGGGUAAUUGGAUAUGACUAGAUUGGGAGAAAAAUGGGGGGGGGGAUGCAAAAAAACAAACAAACAAAAAACCCACCUACUGUGAAGCAAAGCAUGGUGGAAGUGGUAGGUAUAUGAUCUGGGUUGUAGAUUUAGCUUUUCAUGCCCUGACCUCACUCCUGUAGAGUAUAUGUGGACUGUACUGAAGAGACUGGGGUAGUUGCAAGACUGCCAUCACUCAUGUCCCUUACAUGUGAAUGUAAACUUUUAGCUGUAUGAAGCCAGGCUGAAGAGUUUUCUGUGCCAAAGCAGUUACUGAUCUACAUUGUGCCUUGAAAAGUAGACACCUUUUUAUUCAGGCAUGUUUGUUGCUUGUUUCAUUUGUAAACACUAUUUUGACUAGUCAAAUGUAACCUUAAAAUCAGAAUAUUAAUAUGAAAUACUAUUUUGAUAGUUGAGAAUUGAUGGGUAUUAAUAAUUUUAUGCAAUUAGAAUCUAUUUUUCAUUUUGUAUCAGGAUAUAUUUUGCAUGAAUACAGGGUGAACAGAAGACCUACAGUAAUUAUCAUGAAUGUAAUGAUUGUAUUUGAUUUCUGAGACAUCAUGAAUUGUACUUAGGUUAUUAAUAAAAAAAACAAUCAUUUCUUUAUUCAAAUCUGUAAACUAUACAGUGCAGUGUGAAAGCAAUUCAGAUGCCACAGCUUUUUGUUGUUUGGCUCUUUACACUGUUUAAGUGCAGUGGAUGUGAAAUUAGGUCAUGAAUAAUAUAUAUUAAUAAAUAGUACAAUAUAAUGUUGUAUUUCAUUGUAUGUGUUGUAUUAAAAAAAACUGAACAUUAAACCAUGGAAAUCUUCAUAAAA